AUGGCUCCAGCCAUCGGUAUCGAUCUAGGUACUACCUACUCAUGUGUGGGCGUCUUCCGAGAUGACCGCAUCGAGAUCAUCGCCAACGAUCAGGGCAACCGGACUACCCCCUCGUUCGUUGCUUUCACCGACACAGAGCGUCUGAUCGGCGAUGCCGCAAAGAACCAAGUCGCGAUGAACCCCCACAACACCGUCUUUGACGCCAAGCGACUGAUUGGUCGUAAAUUCAACGACCCCGAAGUCCAAGCCGAUAUGAAGCACUUCCCCUUCAAGGUUGUUGACAGGGGUGGCAAGCCUGUCAUCCAGGUGGAGUUUAAAGGCGAAGAGAAGUUCUUUACACCUGAAGAGAUCUCCUCCAUGGUCUUGACCAAGAUGAGAGAAACUGCGGAGUCAUACCUCGGUGGCACAGUCAACAACGCAGUCAUUACUGUCCCUGCCUACUUCAACGACUCUCAGCGCCAAGCCACCAAGGAUGCUGGUCUGAUCGCCGGCCUCAACGUCCUGCGUAUCAUCAACGAACCCACUGCUGCCGCCAUUGCCUACGGUCUUGACAAGAAGGCUGAGGGCGAGCGCAAUGUCCUCAUCUUCGAUCUUGGUGGUGGUACUUUCGAUGUCUCACUCCUGACCAUCGAGGAAGGUAUCUUCGAAGUCAAGUCUACCGCCGGCGACACUCACCUGGGUGGUGAGGACUUCGACAACCGUCUUGUCAACCACUUCGUUAACGAAUUCAAACGCAAGCACAAGAAAGAUCUUAGUUCCAAUGCCCGAGCCUUGCGCCGUCUCCGCACCGCCUGUGAACGCGCCAAGCGCACGUUGUCCUCAUCGGCUCAAACCUCAAUUGAGAUCGAUUCCCUCUACGAAGGUAUCGACUUCUACACCUCGAUCACCCGAGCCCGAUUCGAAGAGCUCUGCCAGGACCUUUUCCGAUCCACCAUGGAGCCAGUCGAGCGCGUCCUACGUGAUUCCAAGAUUGACAAGUCAUCUGUCCACGAGAUCGUCUUGGUUGGUGGCUCCACUCGUAUCCCCAGAAUCCAGAAGCUUGUUUCCGACUUCUUCAACGGCAAGGAGCCUAACAAGUCGAUCAACCCCGACGAGGCUGUUGCCUACGGUGCUGCAGUCCAAGCCGCCAUCUUGUCCGGUGAUACCUCAUCCAAGUCUACCAACGAGAUCUUGCUCUUGGAUGUUGCCCCAUUGUCCCUCGGUAUUGAGACUGCCGGUGGUGUCAUGACUCCUCUGAUCAAGCGCAACACCACCAUCCCCACCAAGAAGUCCGAGACCUUCUCUACCUUCUCCGAUAACCAGCCUGGUGUGCUCAUCCAAGUCUACGAGGGUGAGCGUGCUCGCACCAAGGACAACAACCUCCUCGGCAAGUUCGAACUUUCCGGCAUCCCUCCUGCCCCGCGUGGUGUUCCACAGAUCGAGGUUACUUUCGACAUGGAUGCCAAUGGUAUCAUGAAUGUCUCCGCCGUGGAGAAGGGAACCGGCAAGUCCAACAAGAUCGUCAUCACCAACGAUAAGGGUCGUCUUUCCAAGGAAGAAAUUGAGCGCAUGCUCAGUGAGGCCGAGAAGUACAAGGCCGAGGACGAAGCUGAGGCCGCCCGUAUCGCUGCCAAGAACGGCUUGGAGUCAUACGCCUACUCUCUCAAGAACACUUUGGCCGACUCCAAGGUUGACGAGAAACUCGAUGCCUCUGACAAGGAGAAGCUCAAGUCUGAAAUUGACAAGAUCAUCUCCUGGCUCGACGAGAACCAGACUGCCACCAAGGAAGAGUACGAAUCUCAACAGAAGGAGCUUGAAGGCGUUGCUAACCCCAUCAUGAUGAAAUUCUACGGUGCUGGCGGUGAAGGUGGCAUGCCCGGUGGAAUGCCCGGUGGUGGUAUGCCCGGCGGUCCUGGUGGCUUCCCUGGCGCUGGUGGUGCUGGCCACGGCGAUGAUGGUCCAACUGUCGAAGAGGUUGACUAA
This is a messenger RNA of Fonsecaea pedrosoi CBS 271.37, 1962 nucleotides long. Its product is annotated as hsp72-like protein. The coding region runs from base 1 to 1962 and encodes 653 amino acids. NCBI's taxonomy places the organism in Eukaryota, Fungi, Ascomycota, Eurotiomycetes, Chaetothyriales, Herpotrichiellaceae. The record is from RefSeq and is a predicted model, not a curated record. Gene Ontology annotation, biological process: vesicle-mediated transport; cellular response to unfolded protein; protein refolding. Gene Ontology annotation, molecular function: ATP-dependent protein folding chaperone; ATP hydrolysis activity; ATP binding. Gene Ontology annotation, cellular component: cytosol; nucleus; cytoplasm. The transcript is spliced from 2 exons.